This is a messenger RNA of Morus notabilis, 2443 nucleotides long. RefSeq names its product serine/threonine-protein kinase TOUSLED. Gene Ontology annotation, cellular component: nucleus. The record is from RefSeq and is a predicted model, not a curated record. The coding region runs from base 56 to 2128 and encodes 690 amino acids. Gene Ontology annotation, biological process: chromosome segregation; intracellular signal transduction; peptidyl-serine phosphorylation. The transcript has 16 exons. NCBI's taxonomy places the organism in Eukaryota, Viridiplantae, Streptophyta, Magnoliopsida, Rosales, Moraceae. Gene Ontology annotation, molecular function: ATP binding; protein serine/threonine kinase activity.
UUUUUUUUUUCAACUUCUGGGCUCGCUGCAUUGGCAGACGGAACCAGAAGCGAACAUGUCGGACGACAUGCUCCUGCAUUUCUCCUCCAACUCUUCCAACCAGUCCGACCACUCCUUGCCCACCAAGAUUGCCAAGCUCGAAGCUCGAAUGGUCGGCAAGGCCUCUUCGGCGGCUUCCGCAGCCGCCGCCAUUGCCGUGCAGCCUGCUGCUCAGCAGCAGCAGCCCGCUUGGUCCUCCGUCGUCUCCUCCGCCGUGAAAUUCGUCUCCGACGAAUUGGCGGAACCCUCUACCUCCAGUGACUCCGACGAUGAUAAUGGAGGGGAGUUUCUAAUACAAGCCAAUACUCAAAAGCGUCAGAAACUUCAACAAGAUGAAGGCUCAACCGUUUUUGAACAUGUUGAUGCUGUCACUGAGGGAAGACAAGUGAUUUUGGAAACUGUGGAAACUAAGGCAAAUGAUACAAAUAGGAAAAAGCAUGGUCGUGGCAGGGGGCCCACUGUUUCAAGCCGGGGGCGUGGUUCAAGAGUUAAUGAUCAAACAAGAUCACAAAUAAGCCCUGCAACAGUUACGCCUUCAAAUGGUCAGCUUGAGUACUCAUAUAAUAAGGAUAAUAGGUCCAAGGAGCAUUUCCGCAAUGACGGCCGUUUGUCAUUAGAGGAAGAAGUUGCAUCUUUACGGGCAAAAGUUGCAGCCCUAGAGGAGGACCUGCGUAAAUCAUUUGAAGAGGCAUCCAAUUAUCAGAAUCUGUGUAAACAGUUAGAGAAGGAAUUGAAGGAUCUCAAAGAUAAAGAACAACAAGUAAAUCCUAAGAGGACAAAAGUGAUAUCUGAUUUGUUGAUAUCUGUUUCAAAAGCAGAGAGACAGGAGGCAAGAAUGAAAGUACGACAGGACUCUUUGAGACUUGGCAAUGUGGGUGUAAUCAGAGCUGGAACUGUGAUAUCUGAGACCUGGGAAGACGGCCAAGCUUUAAAGGAUCUCAAUGCUCAUCUUAGACAAUUACUAGAAACAAAGGAGGCUGUUGAGCGGCAACGGAAAUCAUUAAAGAAACGGCAAUCUGAUAAAGGCGAUGGAGCUGAUGUAGAAACAGGAAUGCAAGAGGAAGAUAUGCUAAUCCAGGAUGAAAUCUAUAAAUCCCGUCUAGCCAGCAUAAAACGCGAGGAAGAAAUCAUUUUACGGGAGAGGGAUCGCUAUGAGGUGGAAAAGGGAAGGCUUAUACGUGAAAUGAAGCGUAUACGAGAUGAAGAUGGUUCUCGUUUUAACAAUUUUCAAGUUCUCAACCACAGAUAUGCCCUCUUAAAUCUUCUUGGGAAAGGUGGUUUCAGCGAGGUUUACAAGCAGGCUUAUGAUUUGGUAGAGCAUAGAUACGUUGCAUGUAAGCUUCAUGGUUUGAAUGCUCAAUGGAGUGAAGAGAAGAAGCAAAGUUACAUACGGCAUGCCAUUCGGGAGUACAAUAUUCACAAGACGUUGGUACAUCAUCAUAUUGUCCGGCUGUGGGACAUUUUUGAGAUUGAUCACAAUACAUUCUGCACUGUCUUAGAGUAUUGCAGUGGGAAAGAUCUUGAUGCUGUACUUAAAGCAACGCCUGUAUUGCCUGAACGAGAAGCUAGGAUUAUUAUGGUUCAGAUAUUUCAGGGUCUGAUAUAUUUGAACAAAAGAGCGCAGAAAAUUAUCCAUUAUGAUCUGAAGCCUGGGAAUGUUUUAUUUGACGAACUUGGUGUUGCCAAAGUGACCGAUUUUGGUCUUAGCAAGAUAGUGGAGGAUGAUGUUGGAUCCCAGGGUAUGGAACUUACGUCCCAGGGAGCUGGAACAUAUUGGUAUUUACCUCCCGAAUGCUUUGAGCUCAGCAAGAUACCUCUAAUAUCAUCAAAGGUUGAUGUUUGGUCGGCUGGUAUUUUGUUUUAUCAAAUGCUUUUUGGAAAACGUCCUUUCGGACAUGACCAGACUCAAGAACGUAUACUGCGUGAAGAUACAAUCAUCAAAGCUCGUAAAGUUGAAUUCCCUUCUAAACCCUCAGUUUCAAACGAGGCGAAGGAAUUGAUUCGCCGUUGUCUAACAUAUAACCAAGCAGAGAGGCCCGAUGUUUUGACCAUUGCUCAAGAUCCGUACCUCUGUUACACUAAGAGGUAACAAAUAUUGUGUGCAGCUGCAACUUAAAGAUGCCAACGGCUGAUGGUAAGAAAGUUUUCAUUUGUUCUAUAGAAAAUCAAAGAAAUUUACUCCAAGCCCCGAUGGAAAGAUUUUGUAUAGGUUGUAAAGGUUUUGUAAUUGUUGGCGUUGUUGCCAAGCUCGCUUUACCUCUCUAAUAGGAAAUCUGGGGCUUUCACUGAUUCGCUCGAUGUUUUUUGAGGGUUUAGAGAAACGACCUGACCUGGGAGUUAGGUUAUGAAAGGUCCGAUUGGACAGGAUAUAUAUUUGAAAUGAGAAAAGUAACCUGUUUCGUCA